AUGGAGAGACUGGGCGUCCACAGGAAGAAGAGCCCCAAGCAAUCCAAGGCCAAGAAGACGCCCAUCAAAGUGGUGUACAUCUCCAACCCCAUGAAGGUGAAGGCGAGCGUCGCCGAGUUCCGCUCCGUUGUCCAGGAGCUCACCGGCCAGGACUCCGACAUCGCCGGCUUCUCCAAGUAUCGCUCGGUGGACACCGAUUCCGGCGAUCCCCCUCCCUCUAACUCCCCCGGCUUGGCCGUCGAGUCAACCCGGGCAAACCCUAGCGACACGGAUCUGCUCUACGAUGCGUGUCGAAGGAUCACGAGCCCGGUGAGGGAGUUGGAUGAGUACUUCGACGUCUCAGAAAUGCGCGAUGGUUUUGCAGAGUUCUCGCCGUCGCCGCUGUACUACGAGCCCCAAAGCCAUGGCGUUCGUGAUUGCGUCUGA
Messenger RNA from Musa acuminata AAA Group (dessert banana), 426 nucleotides. Its product is annotated as sigma factor binding protein 2, chloroplastic-like. The record is from RefSeq and is a predicted model, not a curated record. The transcript has a single exon. The coding region runs from base 1 to 426 and encodes 141 amino acids. Lineage: Eukaryota; Viridiplantae; Streptophyta; Magnoliopsida; Zingiberales; Musaceae.